AUUUGCUGGAACAGCCAUUGCAAAGGUUGAAACCAUCAACCUGUCAAGAGACGAAGUGACACGGCACCAAGUACGUCAAGUCCGACAUUGAGAAAGCGGCCAACGAAGCAUUGAGGCUUCGCAAUGCCGGGGAGACAGUUGACAGGGGCAAACAAGUACCCUCAUUAUUAUGGAAACAAGGAUGGAGUCGCUCGAGCUACUAACUGCAACGGGGCUGCUUUGGAAGAAUUUCCCCUUACUCGCACUGUCCCAUACUCUGGGGACGAUCCUAAGACCUAUCGUGUGGCCUUCAACUACAUUGAUGGAAAGCCAGACGAUGUACGGCUCUGCGCUGUCAUGCUCCACCGUAAGAGAGACGGCAAGCCCACUGGAUGUGAUUGGACAAAGUAAUGCCUUGUUUCUUGUCCAAUGGUUUCCUUCUAAUGGUUUGGAUUGGACGAGGAUUUAUCAGCCAGUCGUGGAAGGCUCGAGGCGAUACCUCAGGUCGCUUGUCAACUAGAUUACGUAUCUAUCCACACUUGAUAGAGCCAUCAGAAUACAACACAUCCAUCGUUAUACCAUA
This is a messenger RNA of Aspergillus wentii DTO 134E9, 562 nucleotides long. RefSeq lists its product as uncharacterized. Lineage: Eukaryota; Fungi; Ascomycota; Eurotiomycetes; Eurotiales; Aspergillaceae. The transcript has 4 exons. Gene Ontology annotation, molecular function: RNA binding; RNA nuclease activity. The coding region runs from base 124 to 390 and encodes 88 amino acids. The record is from RefSeq and is a predicted model, not a curated record.